This is a messenger RNA of Spinacia oleracea (spinach), 1446 nucleotides long. RefSeq lists its product as uncharacterized. Lineage: Eukaryota; Viridiplantae; Streptophyta; Magnoliopsida; Caryophyllales; Amaranthaceae. The coding region runs from base 599 to 1255 and encodes 218 amino acids. The transcript is spliced from 4 exons. The record is from RefSeq and is a predicted model, not a curated record.
UUUGCACCCCUUUGUGAUGGACGUUUUGGAGGGGUAUGACAUUGCCUUGCUCAAUUGACGCCUAACUCCUGGGCAAACGUUUUUGGUUUUAUUGCCAAGUGUGCUUUGAGCGGCGUCACCCCUUCCUUUCCUGCUUUCCUUCGUCUCGUAGUCAUUGCCCCUUCUUCUCGUUCUCCCCAGGGGUGGUUCACCCUUUACAACCGUUUGGGAUAUAAGACGGUGGUGGGUAAGACUUCUAGUUGGGUUUGGUGGAGGAAGAAGUGGUCUAUUGUUCGAAUGGAAGACAUCUCUCUUUCUAGACGUCUUACUAGGAGGAAUCGUCGGCCCCGCUAUUUGUCUAAAGCUGACGCCUACCCUCGCCUUUCGUCCAGAGAGUGGGGACUAGUGAAGCCCUUGUUCCAGGCCGAGAUGUAUCGGCUGUCGUCAAAGAGCCAUGCCUGGGUGCCUAAUGCUUGGCUUCCCCAUGUCGGCCAGUUCACCAAUAUAGUCUUUCUUUUGGCCGUUGGUCUUUGUUCCUAUUUGAGUAGAGGUAGUUCCCCAUAGAUUUUCACUUUUUUUUUUUUUUUUUUUACUAACCCUUGGCUUUGUAGGUUCUGCCAUGGAUCUCCUAUCCUCUGAAGACAAGGGUGUAGUGGAAGUACCUGCUUGGCUGUCCGAGGUGUACACUGAGGACAUUCUCAAGGCCGUGGAGGCCAAGAAAAAGGACUCCUCCAAGAAGUCCAACGAGGGUGCCUCUGGUGACGUCGCCAAGGAACCCACUUUGCCAGCUACGAAGAAGCGUCAUGCAUCUUCGACGGAGGCUCCUAAGCCAAAACGGCCCUUCUUUAAGAAGAUGGGUACGGCCGAUGCUGGCACAAAGCCGUCGGUAUCAAAACCGUCCGCUCCCCUAGCUGAGGGAGAGGUUCUUCCUACCCAGACGUUCAUUCCUCCUCCUGAGCAAAAGGAGGUCCCUUCCCAGGCGGACAUCGAAAGGGAUUUUGCUGCCGGAGCAGCUGCUAACGAAGUAGCAGUCGAACAGGCUGAGGCUGCUGACGCCACCACCUCGUCCAAGGAGGACAAGGGUAAAGGCAAGGAAGCUGAGGCUCCUUCUACUGAUAAUGCCUCUACUUCUCCUGUAGCUUCGCCAAUUGUUGAGAUGUUCAAGCGGAUGCGGUGGGCCGAGGUGGGGAGCAUCCCCCUUCUGCCGGUUUUAGCUCAGAGGCGAAGGAUAAGAUCCUUGCGGACGUGUAUGCGGCCAUCCCUGAGGAAUAUGUGAGGUCACUCCCCGGGAUUGACUUGGGAUUCUUUGGGUCCAUUUAGUCCCUCGUCCUUGAUCUUUUUAUUCGCUGUGCCGAGAGUAGGAACUAUCGCUUUGAUAUGCAUAUGAGAUGCUCAAGCACAAGGACCAGAUCGAGAAUCAUGAGCAGUAUGCUGAGAAAACGGCCAGAUUGAUCAACUUGGACGCGG